UUCCUUAGGCUAAAAAUGUCAGGGUUUGGUUUGGUUUGGUUGGUUUGUGUGUGUGGUUUUUUGUUGUUGUUGUUGUUAAACUUCAGAGGGGAAAAAGGGUGGAAGUGGAGGAGUCCUUUGCUAGCAGGCGGCGGCGGCGGCGGCGGGACAGGCCGGGCCGGGCGCUGCCCCAGCUCCAGCUCCAGCCCUCAGCCGCCAGCGCCUCACGGGCCCUGCCCUCACGGCUGCCCAGUUCCAGGCCGCCCGGCCCGCAACUCUCCCCACGUACCUCCAUUUAACCAAAGCACCGCGGCGCUGGGCCAGCAGCCCUCCUCUCCCGCCGGCCGCCCGGGGCGGGUGAUAAGCAGGAGGCGGGCCCGGGGCCGUCCCGUCCCGUCGCCGGCGGCACGGCGCGGCAUGGCGGGCGGCGCGGCGGGGCUGCUGCCGCUGGCCGCCCUGCUCGGCUUCCUGCCGGCCGCGGCCCAGCGGCAGCUGCGCUUCAGGCCGCCGGCCGAGGCCCCCGUCCGGCUCUUCACCGAGCCCGAGCUGGCCAGAUACGACGGGCAGCAGGAAGGACAGCCUAUUUACCUGGCGGUGAAGGGAGUAGUGUUUGAUGUCACUUCUGGAAAAGAGUUUUAUGGAAAAGGAGCCCCAUACAAUGCUUUGGCUGGAAAAGACUCAACAAGAGGAGUUGCAAAGAUGUCUCUGGAUCCAGCAGAUCUUACACAUGACACAGAAGGACUCACAGAAGAAGAACUCAAGUCCCUGGAUGAUAUCUUCAAUAACGUUUAUAAGGCCAAAUAUCCAAUUGUUGGCUAUACUUCUCGACGAAUUCUGAAUGAGGAUGGCAGCCCCAAUCUAGACUUUAAACCUGAAGAUCAGCCACAUUUCAACAUUAAAGAUGAGUUUUGAGGAACGUUUUUGUACUUAAAGAAUGCCUGGGGAGAGGCACAACAGAAUAUUAGGUUGCUUCCCUAUUUUCUGGAGUUUAUUACAACAAUUGGCUAUCAUGAGUCAGUUUUCUGUUUAGAAAAUACAUGUGUGUGUACACAUAGUUUACACAGCAUUUUUCGUUCCAGGAAACACACAGAUCUGUAUUACUGUCAUACACUUGGGCUCUUUGCUCUGAAUUAUGGGAAUUAUUUCAUAUGAAAGUUCUUUCUGCCUGGGUUUCUCUAUUUACAAGCACAAAAUGUAAAAUUACAGUCCUCAGAAGAGACAAGGAAGUUUUUAAUAGUUGAAACAUGACUCGUCUUUUUGUAAAUCCCAAGUUGUUUCCCACUCCUUGGAAAAGUGGGAAUGCAUUAUCUCGACGAGCUAACAUCAAUUCUCCAUGCUUCAGGUGAGUGUAGGUAUCACAUGUAAAAACAGGUGUACUAGAGGCAUAAAUUUUAAAAAGCAUUGUAGGAUUUAUAUUUGACAGGUUUGGGAAUACCGGAUAUAAAACCACUCAAUCUCCUAAAAUGCAGUUACUGUGGAAUAUUUAUGCAAAGCCUACAGCUGUAAACCAAGAAAAAUAAAUCUUUUUUUUUUCCCC
Molecule: messenger RNA, 1516 nt
Organism: Phalacrocorax carbo (great cormorant)
Lineage: Eukaryota; Metazoa; Chordata; Aves; Suliformes; Phalacrocoracidae
Source: RefSeq, a predicted model, not a curated record